AUGGAAAUCGAUGGCAACACUCUGGUGUUCAUAAUAGUGAUCCUUUUCCUAUUUUUCUCCACACCCGGUGGUGAUGGUGUAUCCUCUCAAUAUGAGUUCAAUCAACUCCAGAGACUGAAGCAACAGUUCCGAACAGAACAUGGUGCAUUCCUCAAUAUGACAUACACAGAUAGUUUCCGAAAUAUUACUGGGUUCAAACUAAGCUACCAAGACAUGCUGAAUAAUCCUCUCCAAAAUGCCACUUACCCAUUACCAGGAAAGGAGUAUGAUCGAUGGUUUCCCAACCAAAACUACAUGGUUUUGCCCAACGAAAUCAUAGACGCUAUAAAUACUGAAGUCUGGAACACUUCAAAUGAUGACACCUCCAACCUUUUCCCCCCCAAUAUUACCAGUACUCUGUUAGGUAAAGUUGACCUUGUAUCAAAUAAAAAAUACGAAAAGAUAAGAAUGCCCGUACCCAGAUUCUAUGAACCGGCAACCGAUUUUUCAGAGGAUAUUCCCCCUGAAGGUGAAACGUACUGGUCAGAGUGGCCCUCCUAUGGGGAACUCCAUAAUGUGAGUUUCCAGCAUGGAGAAAUAGCUAUUCAAAUCACUCAUAUGAACAACCUUCAGGAUAGCAAUAAUUAUUUGAGGAGAAAUUUCAUAAAUAAGAAAAAUGACCGUUGGAAAUUAUUGAAUCUUCAGAUUGAUUUCUCAGACAAGGCUGAAAAGGAAAAGCAUUCCAUUUCCUCAAAGGCUGUGUAUGAUAUCCAACGUGGUAGAAUUCUCUCUAUAUCUCAGAGUUCUAAAUUUCAUUCAUUGUUCGCCCUUCCUCAUUACAUGUCCUUUCAGAAUGAUUAUAAUGAGAAAAUAUUCAAUGAUGUCAAGGAAGUCGUUAAUGAAUUUUGGAAUUUCACGGAUUAUGCAGAUGUUCUGACCAUGAAGGACGUACAAGAUGCGUAUAAUAAUGCCAACCUUAAAUGUGAAUAUUUGACUUUUCUUCAAUUGGAACCAUGGAACCAAUACACAAGAGACCAGAUCAAGUUAAUAGACGAUGAAUUGAAUUGGCCCUUGGGGCGUCCGGCAAAUCUGUCUAGUUUACCGCCUCUAAAUGUUAUCUCUGGAUUAUUGUAUUCUCCAGAUUGCGGUGUAAGAUUAGAGAUUCAUAAUGUGAAGGGUACACGGUACGAAUUAAAAAUUAUGUCGAUUAGAAGACAUUUACUGUUCGGUAUUGCACUUUUUGCAGCCCAGAUAUAUUUACUGCUGACUCAGAUGCACCAUACAAACACCCCAUCCAUGGUCAACAAAAUUUCGUUUUAUUGUUUCUCAAUGAUAAACUUAGUGGACGGCUCUUUGGCCACUUUGUACUUUGUCGCUGCUAGUGUCGUUCCCGAAUUGUACUUACCCCUGGUGAUAAGUGCUUUCUCGUGCUUUAUCUUGGCAUCUAUUUUUGAAAUACGUUAUUUGAUAUCGAUUUACGCUUCGCAGGUUAACGAACAAAACGUUGGAAUUAUCAAUCUAUUGCGUGGUAACACUGGUACAUAUGAUGAGAAUAGGCCGAGACCCGCAUUCAUCCCUGACGAAGGUUCCAUCGGUGGCUCAUUAUACGGUAGGUUUUUCUUUAUGCUAAUAAUUUUCACAUUCUUAAUAUUGAGUUCAACAUCAUGGCCCCGUCAACUAAGGAUGGUAUUUGAGUAUAUCCUUAUCUUUAUAUUAAAUUCCUACUGGAUACCCCAAAUUUUCCGUAACGCUGUUAAGGGUAUCCCUUCAAGAAGAGAAAGAACAAGAUCUAGCAUUGGGGGGAAUAGAAGUCAAAACAAAAUGCCCUUAUUGUGGAGUUUUGUUAUAGGAACAACAAUAAUUAGAAGUUUGCCCGUUGUGUAUGUUUUCACUUACUCUUCUAACGUCUUUAGGCACCAUAAAGAUGUUCAUUUCGUUGUAUUUUUAUCACUGUGGCUACUGUUUCAAAUUAGCAUCCUAUAUUCUCAAGAUAUAUUGGGCUCGCGCUGGUUCUUGCCCAAGCACACAAUUCCGGAUGGAUACUCGUAUUUCAAGCCUCUUUCAAACGAAUAUAUAUCGGAGCAUGGUGGUGGAACCGCUGAAAACACUGUUGAUUGCGCGAUAUGUAUGUCAGAUGUCCCAAUUUACAUAGAAGAAAUUCCAGAAACUCAUAAAGUGGAUCAGCACUCUUACAUGGUAACGCCUUGUAAUCAUGUGUUUCAUACUUCGUGUCUCGAAAACUGGAUGAGUUAUAAAUUACAAUGCCCUGUGUGUAGAUCACCGUUACCUCCUUUGUAG
Molecule: messenger RNA, 2277 nt
Organism: Saccharomyces paradoxus
Lineage: Eukaryota; Fungi; Ascomycota; Saccharomycetes; Saccharomycetales; Saccharomycetaceae
Gene: TUL1
Product: ubiquitin-protein ligase TUL1
Exons: 1
Coding region: 1-2277 (758 amino acids)
Molecular function (GO): zinc ion binding
Source: RefSeq, a predicted model, not a curated record